Messenger RNA from Drosophila mauritiana, 1302 nucleotides. RefSeq names its product JNK1/MAPK8-associated membrane protein. Gene Ontology annotation, biological process: response to unfolded protein. Gene Ontology annotation, cellular component: membrane. Bases 83 to 991 code for a protein of 302 amino acids. Lineage: Eukaryota; Metazoa; Arthropoda; Insecta; Diptera; Drosophilidae. The record is from RefSeq and is a predicted model, not a curated record. Gene Ontology annotation, molecular function: ubiquitin protein ligase binding. The transcript has 6 exons.
AAGUUCGAUAUCGAUAGAAGUCUUGUUUUUAUUUUGUUUAAUGUAAUAUACAAUACGAAGUAAUUGUUUUGAUUCUGAAAGAAUGUACGACGCAUUGGAACGCUGCCCAGGAGCCUACUGUGGGCGAUCACCGCUAGGAAACAACAGCUGGAGCAGCUGCGGGGUCUGUCCCCGAGGAUCUCGGGUGAACCAAAGCUACGCCUGCUCUCCAUGCCGCGACGAGUUAAGCACGUACUCCUGGCUAUACCUGGGAUUCAUGACCAUGCUGCCGCUUAUGAUGCACUGCUUUUUCAUAGACAUGGACGCCAAGGAUCGCAAGUUUUCGCGGAAGCAGCUGAUCUUGACGGCCAGCGCUUUCGUUGAGGUUGCCAUAUCUGCCAUCCUCGCCACCUUGCUAAUGGAGCCCAUGUGGGAGCUGCGCCUCUACGCCUGUGAUGUUCGAAAACUUACUGACUGGUACACAUUGUUCUACAACCCCAGCCCCAAUUAUGAGGCACGAGUCUACUGCACCCAGGAGGCAGUUUACCCAUUGCAAACCAUCGUUCUGGUUUUCUACUUUCUGUGCCUGGUGAACAUGUUUCUCAUACGCCCGCUGGUUAGCAAAAUUAUGGAUGUGGGGGGCAGAAGCAAGGCGCCCAUUUACUCGGCUCUUUACUUCCUGCCCCUGCUCACCUUUAUCCAUGCGUUAGGAUGUGGGUUGAUCUACUACUCCUUUCCCUACCUUAGCGUGGCCAUAUCCAUGGUGGCCAAUGCCAUCCACUAUUCGCUCAAACUGGAUCAAACCCUAAAGGCAUUGGUUCACUCGUCGGUGUGGGAGUUAAAAAACGUGGUCAUCAUAGCUGUGCACUGGAUGUUGUUGGCCUACGGCCUCACCUCCCUGAAUUACCACUAUGCCUUUAUGUGCUUGGUGCCCUUUCCCACACUGUUCUACAUUUUGACCGUACGUUUCACGGAUCCGGCCGAGUUCCGGGAGCUGGAGUCGAGAAUUUGAUGCGGCGACGUCCAGAUGCAAAUUUUUCACGCCCGGGGAACUCGUCGAUCGACUGUUGUUAUCUAUGUGUAGUGUACGCGUCAAUUAAUUUAUUUAUAUUUAGUACGUAGCUCAGACUCAGACCUGUUCCGAAUAUACAUAAGUGCUGCUCUAAAAGCCAUUGAGAAAAAAGUUUAGGAGCAGGUCUACUUUAGUGUUUUCGUCGCAUAACCUUCAUCGAUUCAUCGUUCUUUUCGUUUUAAUUAUAUUUCACAUUAAUUAUACACAUAUAGUAAUAUUAAAUACAAAUCAUCAGUUUCCCAUCUCUAAAA